CACCCACCUCCCACCAUUUACAGUCUCGCUCGGGAAACCGCCCGGUCACGGCGUUACGGCUGUCCCCUGUAUUACUUUCCGGGCGAACACUCACUGGAAAACGUUAACUCUCAGCGAGAGGCGAAUUUAUAAGCAAUCCGACCCCGCUCCACUCCUUCCAAAUAUUGAGUGUUAAAAUUUCUACUUGCAAGCAGUUGCUACCUUUCUCGAGUAGAGAAUAACAAAUGCUUCUCAUAACUGUAUGGGCACACUGUUUUUAAAGCAAAACUCCAGGCUUCUGGAUUAGGGCUGAGGGGAAUUUGUUGAAAUUGUGGUGAUUAUCAGGGUUUAAGAUGUUCAAAAUAAAUCCGAUUUCAAGGCUGUAAAUGCGAUGGGGGCGGUGUGGGGAAGUUAUCUUGUAGAGGAUUUCCUCAAUGAUAGCGACAAGGUUUGUGCGAAUUUUAGGCGGAAAAGUUUACACCUAUAAAUAAAGUUUACACCCAUAAUAAAGUGGGCGGGGAGGAAAAAAGCAUGUGCGCUGGUAAACGGCAGCCCGGCUGUAAGAACAGGCCGACUCGUCUCUGAUAAGGGUAAUUGUCUUCCACCCUAGACGAAUAUCAUGCCCCCCUGGAUCAUGAGGAGCUACAAGCCCGUCAGUGCUGUAGCAGUCUGGCUGGGUACCCAUGGGUUACCCCAUGCUGUUCAGCCGGGCCCUGGCUGCUGUUGCUGGAAUCUGCCGCCUACGGCCUGCAGAAGGAGCAUCUCCCUCUCGGCUUCUCUUCCGGAGGGUGACCGCACAGAGGGUCCGGACUGCCUGGACCCGGCCACCAAAUCGCAAGAAAGGGAGAAAAGUUCAUGCUGGCACAGACCUGUGAUGGUUAGGGAGGUGAUUGAGUUUUUGUCACCCAAAUCGGGGCAGACAUAUUUAGAUAUGACUUUUGGGGCUGGAGGCCACACAAAAAUGAUCCUUUCCCAAGCUUCUGACAUCUCGGUGUUUGCCUUGGACAGAGAUCCAAUAGCACAUGAAAUUGCAAAACAGGUUUCCCAGAUGUAUCAUGGUCGUGUUCAGUCUCUUCUUGGAAGAUUCAGCCAGCUGGAGAGCUUGUUGGUGGCAUCGGGUGUGGAUACAGACACUUUUGAUGGAGUUGUCAUAGAUGCAGGCUGCUCCUCUAUGCAAUUAGAUGUCCCACGGCGAGGGUUUGCGUUAAGCAAAGAUGGCCCACUUGACAUGAGAAUGGAUGGGGACAGGUACCCUGACAUGCCCACCGCAGCUGACGUGGUGAAUGCCUUAGAUCAACAGUCGCUUGCGUCCAUCUUGAGGAUCUACGGAGAAGAAAGGCAUGCAAAGAAAAUAGCUGCAGCAAUCGCACAGGCACGCAGCAUCUAUCCCAUCACUCGCACUCAGCAGCUCGCCAGUAUAGUUGCAGGAGCAUUUCCAGCAGCAGCAAUGUAUGCACGUAAAGACCUGCUUCAGAGACCUGCACAUGUAGCAACCAAAACGUUCCAGGCCUUGAGGAUUUUUGUGAAUGAUGAAUUGAAUGAAUUGUAUAAAGGACUUAAAACAGCUCAAAAAUUCUUGAAACCUCAAGGCUGUUUGGUUGUAUUAACAUUUCAUUCACUUGAAGACCGCAUUGUGAAACGUUUUCUCCAUGGCAUUGACAUAUCUGAGGAGCCGAACCAAAGUGCAAGGCAAAAGAUUAGACAAGGACUUAGAAGACAGGAAGAGGAUGGUUCAUUCCACCCUGAACAGAUGACCUUGAAGUGGUCACAUACUCAGAAGAAAGUGUUGACCCCGGCCCUGGAGGAAGUUCAUGAAAAUCCUCGUGGACGUUCUGCAAAGCUUAGAGCUGCCAUAAAACUGUGACAGUCAAGUUUGAGAGUUUUCUUAAUAUCCCAAGGCCAACAGAAUUUGACACAGAGGUGUUUUUGUAAUGUUCUGCGAAAAUGCUGAUAAACAAGGAUGUUAUCUCAUUGUCGCUGGUAUAAAAAUAUUAAUAACAGGAAGGUAGAGAUUUAGAUGUGCUUGAAAUUGUAUGAUUGUCAUUUUUGACUCAGUGGAGGAAUGGAUGCCUGCCAAAGCAGUGAGUUAAACAUAGGCCGUCCAUCUCUGGAAGAUCUGCCGAAAACUGAUUGGAUGAGUCACCCAAAUUGCAGGUCUGGUAGUACCAACCAAUUGACAAUACUUAAUAAUGUCCCUGAACAGUCAGUAGAUGGCUGUGCAGGAAAAUGGCAACGUCUCAUGGUGGUGCACUGAGGGAGGGGGAUAUUCUUCUUGGAUAUGGGCUCAGAACUUUUUUGGGGCUGAGAAAAGGGGCAUUGCAAGACCCAACCUGAGGGGAUGUUGACAUCUGAAGUCCAAAGAAAAAUAGUUCCAUUACUCACAUGAACAUCCUUAACCUUUCAUUUUGCAAAAUUUGCCAAAAGAGUCCAUAGAAUGGGUCGCAUUCAAAUAUUAAGUGCUUAUUAAAGAUGUAAUAAACUUUUGUAUCCAUGCAAGUGACAUUGGUCAGUGAUCACUAAAUUAGUGAAGCAUGGAAGUUUGGCAAAGCAUUGUUUUGUGUUGCAUAUCUCUGGGAUCUCUCACAGCAGGUAGAGAUAACUAUAUGCAAACAGACUUCUUUGGAGAAAAUGCUGAUGAAUUCAGAGAUUUUCAUUGGCUUGGAAUAUUUUAAAAUGUAAACUGCCUCUUAAUGCAUGCCUCGACCCUUGGUCAAUUAUGUUAUCGCUGGAACUUGUAUAUUUAAGAUAAUAUGAAUGUGCUACCAGAUUUUUGUUCACAAGUGUAAAAACUAAUAGUUGUGAAUUUUGUUGACACUAUACCUACAGAAGUUUCAUGGCAUUAAUUUGCUUUUUUUGUGUGUAUCGUGCAAGUGUUGUUUAUUUCUCCUUUUUUCCACAUUCUGGAUCUUACAGUUUGAAGGACAGAAAGCUCUCUAUAGAUGGCUCUUACUUUGAUUUUUUUUACUAUUUUAGGAAGUUCUUGGCCUGUGCUGGACAUGUUUUUCCCUCUUCAAAAUAAAUGUUGAAAUUCUUUACAUAUUUUACUUAAAGCAAGUUCCCUGCAGGCCUGCCUACUUAGUCGGUAAAGCAUAAGGCAUGCAAUUUCAGUGUUGUGGGUUUGAAUCUCAUGCUGGUGCUGUUUACCUAAACUCUGUUAGGUACAUUGAGGAGGGUUUUGUAAAACAAUAUGUAGAUAGUCCAACUAGGAAAGGGUACAUAUCAGACUUUGUAUUGAGAUCUUCCAAGAUCUCCCAAACCUUGCCAUUCUUAUCUUUAAUCCUCAUCUGCCUGUUCACAUAAUCAAAGCUUUGGUGGAGGGAUGUUUUGGGAACAAUGAUUGCAAUUCCAUAUGUUUCAAGGUAGUUGUGGUUAAGGAUAAGAUUGAUUCUUUGAAACUGCUAAAUUGACGAAGGGCUAAUACAGCAGCUUAGGCAGGAACUGAAGAAACCAUGUAGGGGGCGGCUGGUUGAGGAUAAAUCCAAAUCUGACAUGUAAGAGUCUGUCAAAGGUGAUGAGAGUUCAGGACCAGCAUGUUCAUGUGAGGAUUAAGGAUAGGAAUGGAAAGAUUUGGGAGAUCUUGAAAGUUAAGCCACCAAGAAAAAGGAAACAUAUGUAAUGUUUACAAAACUAAAAUGAGACAAAGCUUUUGAGCAGUAAAAAAAGAGGAAAGAACUUAAAAAAUGAGAUAAGGCAAAAAGGGGCCAUGAAAUCCCCUUGGCAAGAAAGAUUAAGGAAAAUCCCAAGGUAUUUUAUGGGCAUAUAAGGAGUAAGAUGGUACCUGGAGAAAGGAGAGAUCCACUCAUGGACAAAGGAGGGCAUUUAUGCUUGAUGCUAGAGGAAAUGUGUUAAGACUUGAGUAUUUCACUUUGGUUUUCACCAAGGAGGAGAAUGUGGUUGAUGAUGAGAUUAGAGAGGAAUCUGUUGAUAGUCUAGGGUAUGUUGUAGGAGUUGGUUUUGGGUCAUGAAAAACAUUGAGAUCGGUAUGUCCCCAGGGCCUGAUGAUAACUAUUCCAGCAUAUUGAGGGAAGCAAGGGAGGAGAUAGGUCCUUGACAGAGAUCUUUGUAUCUUCUUUGUAUUGAUGUUGGUACUGCGAUGCGGCAAUUUAUAAAACUUUUCACUGUAUUUUUCAUGGAAAAGUAUAUAUGACAAUAAAUUUCCCUUCUAUUCUUUAGCUACAGGUAUGGAGAAUAACUAAUGUUGUUCCUUUAUUUAAGGAGGCAACAGGGAUAAUCCAAAAAAUUAAAGGCUGGUGAGUCUUCCAUCAGAGUUAGCCAAAUCAUUGAAGAAGAUUCUUAAGGACGUGAUCUAUUCAUAUUUGGAAAAUAAUGGACUUACAGGGAUAGUCAGCAUGGCUUUGUGUGGAGGAGCUCCGUCUCAAAAAUUUGAUUGAGUGUUUUGAUGAAGUCACAAAGAUGAUUCAUGAAGGUAGGGUACUGGAUGUUGUCUACUUGAAGUUUACUAAAGCAUUUGACAAGCUCUGUGAUAGUAGGCUGGUCCAGAAGAUUAAGUCACAUGGGAUCCAUAGUGAGUUGGAUACAAAAGUGGCUUGGUCAUAGAAGAUAGAGGGUAGCUGUGGAAGGUUGUUUUUCUGACUGAAGGUCUGUGACCAGCCAUGUUCUGCACGCUGGGACCUCUAUUCUUUCUAACAUAUUAAAUGACUUUGAAAGUUGAGGUAGUCUGAUUGUAUGUUUGCAGUUGAUACAAAAAUUUGUGGAGCUGUGAAUUGUAAGGAAGGUUGUCAAAGGAUAUAUAGCAGGAUAUAGAUCAGUUGGAAAGUUGAACGGAGAAGUAUCAGAUGUGGUUUAAUCUGGUCAAGUGUGAGGUGAUGCAUCAGGAUGGGAAUUUCAAAUACUAGGAGGUAUAGGUUUAAGGUGAAUGGGGAAGUUUAAAGAUGUGCAAGACAAGUUUUAGUUUACACAGAAGGUGGUAGGUGCCUGGAACAUGCUACCAGGAGUGCAAGUAGAAGCUGAUACGAUAGCAAGGUUUAAGAGAUAUUUAGACAGACUUGUGAGUAGGCAAUGAAUAAAAGGAUGUAGACCACCCAGAUUAAUGGGACCAAUUUAGAAUAGCAUCGUGGUCAGCACAGACAUGGUGGGCCAAAGGGCCUGUUCCUGUUCUGUGUUGUUCCAUGUUCUAUAAAUGUGGAGAGCAGGAAGACCUGAUGCAAAAACAAUGUCAAGUCAAUGUAAACAAUAAAUUCCCCAUUAUAACUGCAGAUUACCAUAGUAAUAAUGAUAAUGUUCCUAAAAUUUAUUUAGAACUAUUUUCUAGCAUAUUAUGUGUUAGAACCAAGAAAGGAGCAGGCCAUUCUACAUGUCAGUCAUACACAACAAGUCAGACUUAGUUAACAAUCUGACAGAAAGUGAGUAUCUUGUAAAGAGCGGCUGUAUAAGAGUGAAAUAAGAAAACCAUAAACUAAUGUUAUAAUUUAAAGUAACACAUUCUUCAAUAGGAAUAAGAAAUAAACAGAACUGAUCUGUUAAUGGAUAAGCCUAUGACCGGUGGGAAGAAUUCAAAGAAAUGUUUAACACAAAACAAGACCAGAACAUGCACAAGGCACCAUUUAUAUAGGUCAGCACCUGUGGUCAACAAAUGAGCAAAAGACAUGCUAAAAGAGAAAGCUUACCUAAUUAUAAGAGAAACACAGAAACUUUGGAGAGCCAUAGAAAGCAAAUAGGAGACAAAAGAAAGUAAGAAUUGCACAAAAGGAAUAUUAAACAAAACUUGAAAAUGACAUUAAUGCUACCCCAAAAUCUUCAUUAAACAAAUUAGAGGAUUGCAGUAGAGAAUGUCGAUUAAAAACAUAUGGGUGUGAAACAACGGGCAAUAGGGAAAUGUAAAGAUUACUAAGUUAACUAUUUAUAUUAACUCAAAAUUUUGGACAAAAUACCAUGGAGCCAAAAUGUUAACUGGAAAAGAUUAUAGCUUUUAAACAAUUAUUCAGUUUAACAUAAAGCAAAAAAUGUUCUAUCUCCAACUAUAGAGAAGAUAGAUGAU
Messenger RNA from Stegostoma tigrinum, 5977 nucleotides. RefSeq names its product methyltransferase 15, mitochondrial 12S rRNA N4-cytidine (gene mettl15). The transcript is spliced from 5 exons. Bases 599 to 1843 code for a protein of 414 amino acids. Gene Ontology annotation, molecular function: rRNA (cytosine-N4-)-methyltransferase activity. The record is from RefSeq and is a predicted model, not a curated record. Gene Ontology annotation, biological process: rRNA base methylation. Lineage: Eukaryota; Metazoa; Chordata; Chondrichthyes; Orectolobiformes; Stegostomatidae.